Messenger RNA from Argiope bruennichi, 783 nucleotides. RefSeq lists its product as uncharacterized. NCBI's taxonomy places the organism in Eukaryota, Metazoa, Arthropoda, Arachnida, Araneae, Araneidae. The transcript is spliced from 4 exons. The coding region runs from base 1 to 783 and encodes 260 amino acids. The record is from RefSeq and is a predicted model, not a curated record.
AUGGAUCAGGUUUUAUAUUUUAGCCAGAAGAUUAGGGAUGCCCACAAUCUCAAACUCACAAAUCAUACUGUGGCUGCCUUUCUUGAUUUAUCCAAAGCCUUUGACAGGGUCUGGAAGUACAAACUUGUUUGCAAACUUUACAGGACUUUUAAGUUAAGGGGGAGAAUUCUUCCUUGGUUUGCUGAGUUCCUGAAGGCCAGGUAUAUUAGAGUGAAGUUUAGAGACACCAUGUCAGGAAAAUUUAGAUUGAGCCAGGGUAUCCCACAAGGAUCUGUACUCAGCCCUACUUUGUUUUCUUUCUUUCUUGCUGGAAUUGAGGCUGAGGCCAAUUCUGAUCACUAUCAGGAUGAAUCCCAGGUCUAUCAGGUUGCUUCUUCUGGCAACCUCAAUAAACUAGAAAGGGUUCAACUCUCUGCUGCCAGAGUCAUCACUGGCCUCUGCAAUAGUUGCCCCAGGGAUGUUGUAUUGUAUGAAGCUGACUUGCAACCUCUCAGACUACAUAGCAAAUACCUCUUAGCUAAAUGCUUUGCCAAACUCAUCACUUAUGGUGACCAGCACAGAACAUCUAGUUAUGUGCACAGUUGGAGUAAUAAUCGCCGCUUCAAAAGAGAAAGUCUGCUUAGCCAUGCUGAAAGUGAGAAAUUGCCACCUGGGUCAGGCAAGAUAUUUGUUCUUCUUGGAGGAGGGCCCCCCGUGCAUGAAUGGUAUGCAGAAAGUCGCCCUGGUGCUGUUUUAAUUAGGGUUAGAGACAGGUGCGAUCAGACAACUCUCACUAGAUUUUGA